CCUUCGGAUUAUCCGUCGAGUGUAGCGGCUGUGAGAAGCAGGGAAGCGGCGGCGGCGGCGCUGCACGCAGCAAGGACCCUGUUAGGCGCGGGGGUGGCUAACCCUUGCUCGUCCACCCCCGAGCCGCCCUUCUGGAAGAUGCCGCACAAAGAAGAGGACUUGAUGCACGGGGGUGGAGCGGGUAUUGGAGGGGGUUCUAUGGUCGGACAGAACUCAAUAUUUGGAUGCUCGGCUGCGGGACAUAGCGGGGUUAACCAGCUCGGCGGUGUUUAUGUCAAUGGUCGGCCAUUGCCAGAUUCCACCAGGCAGAAGAUCGUCGAAUUGGCGCACAGUGGGGCAAGACCUUGCGAUAUUUCACGAAUUUUGCAGGUUAGCAACGGAUGCGUCUCCAAGAUCCUCGGAAGGUAUUAUGAGACAGGAUCCAUAAAACCACGUGCGAUAGGGGGAAGUAAACCACGAGUAGCGACCACUCCUGUCGUCAAUAAGAUCGCCGAUUACAAGCGCGAGUGCCCAUCGAUUUUUGCUUGGGAAAUACGAGAUCGACUUUUGCAAGAAGGCGUCUGCAACAAUGACAAUAUACCAAGUGUGUCGUCAAUCAACAGGGUGCUUAGGAACUUAGCCUCUCAGAAGGAGCAACAGGCGGCAGCGGUGCAGGCGCAUCAAGGCGCCGAAAGUGUCUACGACAAAUUGAGAAUGUUCAACGGACAGGCUGCAGGUUGGCCACCGGCAUGGUACUCGGCUACGCCCUCUCAUCAUCCACUGGCCACUGGUAUCCCAACAGCGGCUACUCCCGGUUCCGGACAAUCUCUUUUACCCGGUAGUCAAUUGCACGGUCGCGACGAUUCUCUGCUCAAACGAAGCGACACCGGUUCUCUGUUGUCGCAUCAACAAGAGACAACUUCGGACGGAAAUUCGGAACACAAUUCGUCCGGCGAUGAGGACUCCCAAGUACGACUUAGGCUAAAGCGGAAACUCCAGCGCAAUCGGACAUCCUUUUCCAAUGAACAGAUAGACAGCCUCGAGAAAGAAUUCGAACGGACACAUUACCCGGACGUGUUUGCGCGGGAGCGUCUCGCCGAGAAGAUUGGAUUGCCCGAGGCACGUAUCCAGGUGUGGUUCAGUAAUCGCAGGGCAAAGUGGCGUCGAGAGGAAAAGUUGCGAAACCAGAGAAGAGCGGCCGUCGAUCAGGUAGUCGGGGGUGGAAGCGGGGGUGGUAGUAGCAGUGCCGCACCUCCCGCAGCGACACCGGCCACUCCACGUUUGCCCCUAAAUGCCGGAUUCAACGCCAUGUAUUCCUCUAUACCGCAGCCGAUUGCCACUAUGCCUGACACUUACAGUUCAAUGUCGGGUAGUCUGGGCGGGUCAAUGGGUGGAAGCUGCCUUCAGCAACGAGCCGAGGGAUACCCAGCGUACGUGUUCCACGAGCCACUUCACUCGCUCACGCAGUCUUACACCCACGCACACAGUACUGCGCAUUCGCAACCCCAUCGUGGUAUUCCGACCUCCCAUGGUGGUACCCCCACCACGCCAGGUGGCCAACCUGCGGGACCAGGUGGUGCGCCCUAUCAGCCGACGACCUCCACCGCGACCGGGGUUAUAUCAGCAGGCGUGUCGGUGCCAGUGCAGAUACCAUCACAGACUCCGGACCUAACUGGCAGCUAUUGGCCUCGGCUCCAGUGAUCCCAGCUAUUCGGGUUCCCACCCGCGAGCUUGCUCGUGGGGCAGGAGAGCCCGCCGCCACCGACGGUCACCCCAGGUGCUGUUUCGAGGCCGCUUUUAGCCAGUCUCGGCAUACCGUCACAACCACCGGUGGCAUCUCAGCAACAACAACAACAACAGCAACCGAGUACCACGCCGGCAACGACCCCCGUACAUACCUCCGAUACCAGCGAGUGAACGAGACGACGCAUAAUUGCGAUAUUUUUUCGAGAGAGAAUCAUCGAUGAAAAUUCAUUGAGACUUCAACGACAGCGAGAAUGACCUUUUUGCUAAGACUUAUGAUAUUUUCCCUGUUAAGCGAGGCCUCGAAACGUCGCUCACAACUCCGAUGACAUCCACGAUUCGGAUACCUCAUCAUCUACUACUUUUCCGGACCUCGCAUCUCUCAAAUUCUCGGAGGACUUUGCAUCGUUGAUCGGUGAGACGUUUCUUAAUCAUCAAUUCAUUUUUUUUCUUAUUUUUAUCUUUGAUUUUUAUUUUCUCUUUUAUUUUUCUUCUUUUUUUUUACAGAUAAUCCUUGUUGUUUAAACGUUUAUUUAAUUCUUCCUACGAUAAUGUACCCCCUAUAUCUAUAUAGGGUAUAAAGAAAGAUCUGCGUUUAUAUCAUUAGGUAAUUUGGAUUUUAUUUUAUCUUUUAACGUCGAUUCGAUAUUAUCAGAUCAACGAUGUGAUGUUACCUACAUUUAUAAGAACGAACUUUAUUCGAAAAUAUCGAUGUCUCUGUGACGAUCAUCCGUGUAUCGUCUAAAUCUCGUAGAUGUAUACGCAUGACCCGGGUCACACAGGGUAUUUCACCGUUCACAAUAUUCUAUAAAUUAAGAGACAUGAUCGUGUUGAAAACUAACUUUUUUCGGUGAUACACCGACAUUGCGUUGAUGAAAUAAUCAAUUCGAAUCAUUUCGAUCGAUUUUCCCAAAGCCUUAUGCGUUUUUUUUUUUUUUGUUAUAAAGUAAUCAUUUUGUGUAUACAAUAUUAAACGUUUUUGUUAUUUUAUUAGGUUAGAAUAAAUCAAAAAUUCUGUAAGGGUAAAUCGUGAGAAUGUCGAAAAAUUCAUUCGUUUAUUAUCGAUCCGUAAAAUUAUUUGGAAUUCAUCACAAUGACGGUGCGUUGACGUGCCGAAUUAAACCAAGAGAGUACCCAUAACGAUUAAACAAUUCAAAACGGUACAAGAAGGAAAAAUCAGGUUACAAACUUGAAAUGAAUCUCAUGCAUUUAUAGAUAAUUUUUUCUUUAUACGUCGACAUUUAAUCACAGGGUAAAUUUUCUUUUUCAACGAAACACUGAACCAGCAUAAACGGACACAUAUAUAUAUAUAUAUAUGUAUAUGUGUGUGUAUAUGGAUAUGUAUAUGCGUAUGGGUUUCCUGACCGAAAAUUUUUUUAUUCGAUUCAAAAAACACUCGAUGUUACCAAUCAUUCGUAGAAAUCAAAUCAAUAUAGCUCAAUCGUUUCGCUCGAGCUAUCUUAUUUAAUAAGACGAAUCCACGAAUCCGUAGCUUAAUAAAACUCGUGAAACGGUCUAAAGAAUCGACGUCGAAAUUCUAUAAAAGAAAAAAAUACUCGAAGCAUUAUAUUGAAGAAAAAAAAAAUGUUCCGAUAUUCUUAUCGGAUUUUGAUCGUCGAUUUUUUUUCUCGUUUUCGCCUUUCAUUUGCCAAUUAACAUCUUCUCCCUCACCUAAUUCCUAAUCUAAACAUUUCUUCUUGUAUAAAGCUGAUUGUAAAAUAGCAUUUGUUACUCUCUGUAGAUCGUAGACAUGUAAAUUAGCGAUAAUCAUCGGCAUAUUGUAUAUACGUUGUAGUUAAGAGAUAAACGAAUAAAGAAGAAAAAAAAAUAAAACUAAAUAUAUGAAACUUCGAUCGUCGCUAUGGAAUUUGGAUGUUUAAUAAGAACAACAAUGGCUUCAAAUUAUUAUGCGCGAUAAUUCACCGUUCUUCUCUUGUGAUCGUCGAUGCGUAUCCGAAUGGAAAAUUUCGAAAAUUUCGUAAAGGGAUCUUCUUCCUCGGAACGAUAUUGAUUUCUGCACCGACGAACAAAUUCGAGCGGGUCAUUUUGUUUUAAUUAACGUUACGAUCAAUGUGACGUUCAAUCGUAUGCGCGUUCUUUUAUAAGAAAGAGAAACUUCCUUUUUACCGAAAUUUCGAAAUCGAUUGUAUGAGAUCGUAUUUUCUAAUUCACCGCGCACAGUCCGGUUUUAAAUAUUCAACGGUAAAGUGAAAUUCUAUUGCGCGCGCGAGCAAAAAUAAAUAUGUAGUCCUAUCCGGCAACCACCUGUAACUUCCGUUUUAGAGAUUCGUGACGAUGGAUGCGACGUGGUUGAUUCGACCAAAUGUUUUUAAUGAUGCACAAAGCUGAACGAAACAACGCGUUUUUUUGCUAAUUGAGUGCCAUGUACUAAAUAAUUAGUCCAUCGAUCUCAAAAUCUGACGCGGAAGCUAUGUAAAACACCGACGAAUCACCGACUACGCGUUUAUUUCAAAUUUUAAACGCGAUUCGGACUGCCACUGUCUAUCUCUCUUUCUCUCUCUUCUAUCACUUUCUCCUUUUUUUUAUCUCCCCCUACGAAUGUACCAAAAGCUUCCUCGAUUGUCGAUGAUCCUAUAUUGAGAAACAAAGCCAUGAGUUCUCACCAAAAAACGUCUGAAAAUGGGCUACGACGAAUCGAACUUUGUAAUAAAUAUAGCAAACAAGCACUUACAAUUUGUCAUACGGUCAAUAAUUAAUCACAAAGAAUACCUAUAUGUUUGUGUUAAAAAGUUAACAUGUCAAUCAUAAUAACGUUUGUUCUAUCGAUCAUUGCCAAUGCGAUUAUUCUCCUAUCCACUUCCUUCUCCUAUCUAUUCCAUUGAGAGUCCCGUACAAAGAAGCGUAGAAGAAACGAAUCGAACAGGUAUUUUCUCGUAAUUGUCACGAAUUUUUUUUUUCUUUUUUUUCUCUUUCGAUCGUCAAUAAGCACUUUUUCACGCGACGUUACGAUACGUUAAUGUGGAAUAAAAACCGUGAAACUAUAUUGUAAAUUAUCUAGUAAAUUUAUAUUUUUGGAACAGAAACAAAAAAAAACAAAAUUAAAAUGAAAUUUAAAAAGGAAAAAAGCAGGGACAGAAACGAGCACAGAUCAUAGAUUCGCAAAUAGAAUUUAUCCUUCGUUGCUUUUUAUAAUACAUCAGACAAUUUUCAUUGUUCACUCAUCUUGUUCGAAGAUUUACAAGCAAAGGUCCCUUAUCAAUUUUAACCGAUCGUUUCGAAACAUCUACGUACGUUAUGAUUUCGCUCUGUAAGUUACCACUUCUGCGUCUUUAUCGUAUUCGAUAAGAACCUUGAAUCGUUUUCUUUUACUCGUUCUCUGCACAGAUUAUAAUAAAUAAAUUUGUUUAAUCGCUCUAAUACAGAAAAGAGUUAAAUUAUCUAAUAUUUCAUCAGGUAACUUGAUUAUUUCCAAUUUCUUUUUUUUAAAUAACCGAUUGAUUAACAUUAUUAUCUCUUUCCUUUCCGGUUAUCAGCAAGUAAUUUAAAAAAAAAAAAACAACAUGACGUAGAAGUGGUCACGUAACACUUCUCUUAUCUGUAACAACGAUACUAGUAAUGAAUACAGUGUAUAAGUAUAAACAAAUUUAUUAACGAGAAAUAAUAAAAAAAUGUAUAUAAAAUAUUACGUACGUAUAUGCAUAUAUAUUAAUACGACCGUAAUCCAAUGUAAGUGUUGUGAAUAAUGAGAUAAUAUUGUUGCUGUGAUUACCUUUAAGAUUGUAAGUAGUAGGAAAUUAGAACCAUAUUGUUAGCUGUCGCUGUCUCAAUUCCAAUAAAUGUUAUUUCAUUUUAA
Messenger RNA from Polistes dominula (European paper wasp), 5536 nucleotides. RefSeq names its product paired box 6 protein twin of eyeless (gene toy). Gene Ontology annotation, molecular function: RNA polymerase II cis-regulatory region sequence-specific DNA binding; DNA-binding transcription factor activity, RNA polymerase II-specific. The record is from RefSeq and is a predicted model, not a curated record. Gene Ontology annotation, biological process: regulation of transcription by RNA polymerase II; anatomical structure development. NCBI's taxonomy places the organism in Eukaryota, Metazoa, Arthropoda, Insecta, Hymenoptera, Vespidae.